GGAUCACAUGAUUUUUCUGCGUGAAAUCAAACCUUACUGACAAGAAACGAGUGUAUAUACACAUAAAGAGCUAUUUAGAAAUAGGGGGACUUUGAAAUAAUUGUAUUUUCCCUUCUUCCACGAGGAAGCUGCUUUCGGGGGAGUGAAUUGCUGUUGUUGCCCUGCCUGGCAGCCUCACCUUCCUUCCCCCAUCCGCGAGAACAGUGCAUAACUGUGUACAUCAUUUUAGCAUAAUGGCAAAUGAAUCUCUUGAAAAUGAUGGAGGGACCGGUUCGAGAAAUUCAAGAAAUAUAAAUUUCACAUCAUCUGUGGAUCUCAGCACGUCCUUGGAAUCGAGUGUUCAGACUCGAAUAUUUAAAAUAAUUGUAAUCGGGGAUUCAAAUGUAGGGAAGACCUGCUUAACCUACCGCUUCACCGGUGGGAGCUUUCCAGAGAAGACCGAGGCGACAAUCGGUGUGGAUUUCAGGGAGAAAGCAGUGGAAAUAGAGGGCGAAAAAAUAAAGGUGCAGGUGUGGGACACUGCAGGACAGGAACGCUUCAGGAAGAGCAUGGUAGAACACUACUACCGCAAUGUGCACGCUGUCAUUUUCGUUUACGAUGUCACUAAGAUGAACUCAUUCCAGAACCUGAAGACGUGGAUCCAGGAGUGCAACGGGCACCGUGUCUCACCCACUGUGCCUCGGGUACUGGUGGGCAACAAGUGUGACCUGGUUAGUCAGAUACAAGUGCCCUCCAACACUGCCCUCAAGUUUGCAGACGCCCACAACAUGCUGCUGUUUGAGACCUCGGCCAAGGACCCAAAGGAGAGCCAAAACGUGGACUCCAUUUUCAUGUGCCUUGCAUGUCGGCUGAAGGCCCAGAAGUCCCUGCUGUACAGGGAUGUGGAGAGGGAGGACGGAAGGGUUAGGCUUUCACAAGAGACAAAUAUUAAUAAGAGCAUCUGCCCUUGCUGAGGGAAAUACUGUGACUCUCCUCCACUCUGCAAUGAUUCCUCCUCUCCUUUUAAUACUGCUGUGGCUUGAAUGGAAGAAUUGAACAUAAACAACAUAAGAAGAAGAUAGUGUUCUAAUGUUAACAUUUCUUGGAGGAAUGUGCGUGCAGUUAUUUCCAUUUUUUUAUUGAACGGCCUAAUACGGUAUUAUGGUCUGUCUGUAUACACUUUUGCUUUACUCUCUUUCUUUGAUAUAGUAUCAUUAUCACAUUCUGUGUUUCCUCCUAAUAAUGGUCUUAAGGCAAGAGAUGUUAUCAAAUGGUGUGUUUGUAAAAUAUGUUUAUUUAUUUUGAGUUGUAAAUAUCUGUAUAUUUUUGCUGUCAGUAUUAUUGUUUCAUGCCAUAUACAUCUGUGUAACAUGAUUGCCACAUUCUCACAAAGGGACUUUCAUGAAGACUAUUCCAUUCUAUUUGGGUAUACCAGUCAAAAUUUGACACAUCUACUCAUUCCAGGGUUCUUUAUUAUUACUAUGUUUUACAUUGUAGAAUAAUAUUGUAGACAUCAAAACUAUGAAAUAACACAUAUGGUCUUCAUUGGUCUUCCCCAUCAGGAGUUUUUGUAUGGAGGUCAAUGGGAUUGUGUAAUUCAGUCAACAAAAAAAUGGAAUGGCUUAUUUGCUAUGCGAGGCAUAUUUAAUUGAAUAGAAGUUUCGUAAUGCUUAGGUUGUUAUGAGUGUACUAAUAAGUAGGACACGUGACUACUUUGAGAAAAACAACUUUAUAUCGGAGUUGUGCCUGUUGUUCACAAGGUCAGUGCUAUGUGGGAUCCUUAGGACUUCCCUACCCUUUACCCAUACCAUUUUAAAUUUUAACUUCAAUGGGGCAGGGACGUCCCAAGGAUCCCAGAUAUUAUAGAUUUUUUUUGGUGGGCAUUACCUUUUUCUCAUUUCUUAAUCCCCACGAUGCAUAUCAAAGUAGUGAAGGUAUACGCUGUAUCAAUGAAUAAGGCUGAUGAAACAGAUCAAAAUGUUUAGCUUAAAAUGUUGAUAAAGUAUUAUUGCUUCACAUUUUAAGCGCAGCAAUGUAAUCACGGUGGUUAGGCCCGAGCGGUUUCAUAGACUUUGAGAUGGAAAUAUCCAAUCGAAAUUUUGAAAGAUGGGAGGGAGAUGUAAAGAUUCAACAAAUAUCAUGGAUUACUAAUAUGACUAGGAUAAUGCCUUUAGCUGCUAGAUAAUGAAAGAAAGUUGUUUUGAAAACCAAUAGAACUGAAAACCAAUAGAACAGGAGAGUGCAUAUGAGGAAGUCUUUAUAAAAUAAUUGCCUCCACGUUUCUAUGGUGGGAUUUUGGCUAUAAGAUGCUUUGAAGCAAGGUAAGACAUGCCUCAUAAUAGGAAGUAAAAUGUCCAGGUUUCAAACAAUUAAGGAACAGCAGAUGGAAAGGCUUUGCCAAGUACCUUCUCAAUUAAAUGUUAGCUAGCUACAAAGUAGCCUAUGCCUACCCGGAAGAAUGUUAUCAUGAUUAUUUGCAUCAAUCCAGUGGCCAUUUGUUUUGCAAACGCCAUGUGUGCUACAGAAACACUGCUAACCAAACAACAGUGCUAGGUGCCUGCUCAGUUGAAUUAAAGUCUAACUACACUCAAAAAUCUAAAUGUCUUAGAUUUUUACCAGACCUCAAAAGUGGUCUGAUGUGGUUUAAGCAUUGUUGUUAACUUAGAACAUCCAAUUUUGUUGUUUUCUAUUAAAAA
Oncorhynchus keta (chum salmon) is the source of this 2675-nucleotide messenger RNA. Its product is annotated as ras-related protein Rab-33A-like. Gene Ontology annotation, biological process: Rab protein signal transduction. The transcript is spliced from 2 exons. NCBI's taxonomy places the organism in Eukaryota, Metazoa, Chordata, Actinopteri, Salmoniformes, Salmonidae. Gene Ontology annotation, cellular component: endosome; Golgi apparatus. The coding region runs from base 234 to 953 and encodes 239 amino acids. The record is from RefSeq and is a predicted model, not a curated record. Gene Ontology annotation, molecular function: GTPase activity; GTP binding.